Melanaphis sacchari is the source of this 3200-nucleotide messenger RNA. Its product is annotated as two pore potassium channel protein sup-9-like. The record is from RefSeq and is a predicted model, not a curated record. Gene Ontology annotation, cellular component: membrane. The transcript has 9 exons. Gene Ontology annotation, biological process: stabilization of membrane potential; potassium ion transmembrane transport. Gene Ontology annotation, molecular function: potassium ion leak channel activity. NCBI's taxonomy places the organism in Eukaryota, Metazoa, Arthropoda, Insecta, Hemiptera, Aphididae. Bases 434 to 1498 code for a protein of 354 amino acids.
GCGCUCUCGCACGGCGGCGGCGACGUCGAUGGUGGCGGUGACCGGCAAACCACGACCGACGGACACACGGCGAAUAUUAUGAUGAUGAUAAUAUCGUCGUAACAAUAUUAUGCGGAAAAGCGUUAGGCCGCCGAAGAAAACGAGAAAAACGAUACACGGACGUCGGCUUUGAGAUAGCGCUGGAUGUGAAUAUACAUGCGUAUGGCAUACACGUCCAAUCAAAUAAUAUUCUUUUUCACAAUUUCACCGAAAAUUGUUGAUCUCACUGUAUAAUUAUAAGAGGCGUAACGAAAGUUCCCGUUUUUAAUUCUUCGGACCGUUGGAUUGAUUUAACAAACGGGCUGAGGUGGGUGGGAGCUCAUCCGCAUUUUGAACUUAACGAGAGCACCUCUACUUUGUGAAGAACGUAACACGUAUCGAAUAAACAAGAAACAUGAAGCGGCAGAAUGUGCGCACACUAUCUCUAGUAGUUUGCACGUUUACAUAUUUGUUAGUAGGAGCUGCUGUGUUUGAUGCAUUGGAAUCAGAAACUGAGAGAAAAAGAUGGAAUCACCUUUUAGAACUAAAGGCAGCUUUGGUGCAAAAAUACAGCAUAAGUGAAGAUGAUUACAGGAUGAUGGAGGUUGCCAUCAUUGAAAAUAAGCCUCACAAAGCUGGACCACAAUGGAAAUUUGCGGGCGCAUUUUAUUUCUCCACAGUCGUUUUGGCUAUGAUCGGUUAUGGACAUUCAACACCAGUGACAAUAGGUGGAAAAGCAUUUUGUAUGGCAUACGCUAUGGUGGGCAUACCAUUAGGACUUAUUAUGUUCCAGAGUAUUGGUGAACGUUUAAAUAAAUUUGCGUCCGUAGUUAUUAGAAGGGCUAAACAGUACUUAAAAUGUAAAAAGGAAGAAGCCACGGAAAUGAAUCUAAUGUUUGCUACUGGACUGCUGUCAUCGGUCAUCAUUACCACUGGCGCGGCCGUGUUCUCAAAAUACGAAGGAUGGAGCUAUUUUGAUAGUUUUUAUUAUUGUUUCGUUACGCUCACCACCAUUGGUUUCGGAGAUUACGUCGCAUUACAGAACGAUCAAGCUUUGACGACAAUGCCCGGGUACGUGGCGCUUAGCUUGGUGUUUAUUUUGUUUGGACUCGCCGUUGUUGCCGCCAGCAUCAACUUAUUGGUACUGCGUUUCAUGACCAUGAACGCAGAGGAAGUGAGGCGCGAGGACAACGAGCUUCAGGGGGUGUCGCAACACGUAAUCACCGUCGACGGCGAAGCAGUGACGUCCGUCAACGGCAAACUGUUGGCCGGACACACGAUCGGCCGGGAUGCGGGUGACGACGUGGACCAGGUGUCCGUGUGCUCGUGCACGUGUGUGGGACCGGUGCAGUACGACUACAACCGGGACAUACGACCUGCGGAACGGGCGGCCGCGAACGCUGCAGCCGCGGCCGCCGUGGUCUACAACAGCCCGCCGACCGAACAACCCCUGUUGUCCCUGAAGAGGGUGUCCAUAUAAACAGUAAAUGGCGGCGUCGGAAAUUGAGGGUGGUUUUAGUGUGUCGGGGCGGCAGCGCUGUAAUGUGAUCGUACAGAGACGUAUUAUUACUAUUAUUAUUAUUAUUAUUAUUAUUAUUAUUAUGAUUAUACAUUCACCCUCCCCCUAAAACUCUACAUCGCGAAAAGUAAUAUGGCCCCAAAGCCUGUUCGUCAUCGCAGCACUACACGUUCGAUCCGAAAUAUAUAAACGCGUAGAGACGUAUUAUUUUAUUGUACAGGGUCGUUCAAAAGUCUUCCUAGGAUUUCGAAAAUCAAUGUUUACUCUAAACCCGAUGGCGGCGCGAGAGUAAAGUAAAAAAUAAUCAAGCUCCCAUAAAGCGCGUCACAAAACACGUUCGAAUAUGCGAACUAUCGGCCCGGCACAAGUCUAUACGCGGUAGGUAUUCAAAAUACAGCUUUGGUAUUCAAAAUACGGCGUUGUUUUUCAUGCUUCCAUAUCGGUAAGCCAACCGACAGUAGUUCGCCAAUCGUUACAAACGUUCGUGAGACACGCGUUUGUCAGCAACUAUGGUACGUGGAAAAAAAAAAAUUAAACGAAAAUAAACUCGACCAUCUCAUGUUCACGAGAAUGGUGUAUAGGUGAAGGCUUUUGAAUCGCCCGUAUAUACUCAACAAUAUACGCAUAUAGUUUUCUAUUAAUAACCAUACGUCCCGACCGUGUCUUACGGUUGACAUCAUUCAUGAUAUUCUAUGGAAACUCGAACCUUACGCUUUGCCCUUGUUUUACAUUAAAAUACAUUUUUUUUUUUAUUGUUUCUGGAGUUUGAGGGAAAACAUUAAGGUACAUAUUAUUUUAAGGUACGCGCUGUCGUCCCCAUCGAAUACAUACAUACGUACGUUACACAGUUGUCGCAGUUAAGAAUAUUUUCGUUUAUUUUUCGCCAACCCAAUCGUACCUAUUAUUUAUUCAUAAAGUUUAGGAUAUGUCAAUUAUUAAUUUUUAUUUUUAUUUUUACGAUUGAAUCUUUUUGUUGUUAUACACUAGUUUAAAGCAAACGUUUUCAUUAUCUCUAGAAUACCAGAAUAUAUUAAUUAAUUAUAAUUGUGGAACUUGUAUUUUUCCUAUUGAACACUUCUAUUGAACGAUUAUCACUGUUAGUUUAGUAAAUUAUAAACGUCCUUUUUGAACUAAUCGUUAUCAUAAAGCUUUUGUCCGCAUAAAUGUAUGUCACAGUAACCGGAAAGUGAUUGGCGCCACGGUCAUUUACCGAUAACCGAGCUUGGCACACACACAUUUAAUAUUAUUUAAAAACAAUUUGUGCUCAUACGACGAACGGUUAAAAUAUCAUAAUAUACCAUGUUUCUAUUUUUCGAUAAAGUCGUAAUAGACCUAUAUCGUUGUUUAUUAUUUUAUAGUGAAAAGUUAUUUUUUAGUUUUAUUUAAUUCUGUUUUUAUGACUAUAUAAACAAUGUACAAUAUACAAUGUGUUAUAGUUAUAAUAUUAUUUGUGUGAUCACUACGACGGAUAACUUGACGUACGCAAACCCAUUUAAAUCACGAACAUUGUUUUUUUUUUUUUUUAUUAUUAUUAUUACAACCGUAGAAACUAUAACAGUUUUAAAUCUUUGAGUCUAAAACUAAACGUAUUCAUAUUACUUUAUUAUAUUUUUGUUUUAAAAUUUUAACCGAAUAUAGUUAUUUCAUGAAAAUAUAUUAAACA